CCUUGCACAGUUCUCGCUUGCAUGUUGUCCGAGAGAGUAGACGAAGAUUCAGCUCACGCUUUCCGCGUUGCUGAAUCGGACUAUCCCUGAUAAACUCAACUCGAUGUUAUCUCGAUAGAUCGAAUUAGAACAUUGGAAUAGGAGGAAGCUAUUCGUGAUCAAACUUGACGCCGCUCGCAAAGAGCUCAGACAACGCUUCUUGAAGCUUGUGAAAAAGAGUCUGGAACAUUAUUUUUUAGUCAGUCUCAUUCUACUCAAACACAACGUCAGGAGCUGAGAGAAACAAACAAUUGCAGGGUCGAUACCCUCUCGGACGCAGGUUCUCGGACCGAAGGAAAGCCACAAAGGCUGCUCCAGUCACCGCAGCUCGUUCUAAGCCUCCUGCAACCCAUACCAGUCGAGCAUCAGCCCAAGGAGGAGGCAAAACAAUGACAAAGAAAGAUUCUCGCCGGAGCGGACAUGAUCACGCCUUGGUCUCUCAAUCAAUGGUAUGUCUGCCUGGUCGUGAGUCCACACAGCAUGGCGAUGGUGGUCAUCAAGAUGGCAUGGUAGUGUUACGUGCCGAUGAACUACGGGAAGCGCUUGAGAGCAGUAGCAUGGUGACGCUGACAGAUCGCGUGGAGUCCUGGCUGAGGUUGACCGGGUCUAAAGAUCAGGAGAGCAAGCAGCCUAUCGAUCUGCUGCCAAAGCCAUCCCAGGGCAUGGGGCAAUCCGGCACUCGUAGAGCCAGGCCGGGGAGGCAUCGUUCACGUCCUGUUUGGAACCAAUCGACUUGCAUCACGCCUAAGCCACACAAUGUAUCUCAGCUACCCAUACUACCCGUACAUGGCCAUAGUUGCUCAUGCGUGGGAUGUGAGCGCAUCAAGAAAUCACGGCAUACACAGCAGAAUGAUUUGAGUAGCAGCUCCAAGAAGCGCCUCACCUUGCCAGCCAUUGGACUAAGCGGUGGACAAAGCAAGAAACAUGUGCGAUCAUCCACAUUCCCAGCAACCAUCAGCGAUCAGCAGAAGCUUUGGCCUCCUCAGCAGCAGCAUCAUCGUCAGCAUGGUUCCACCCAGUCACAGUUGGUCACAGGCAACCGUACAAGCGUGCACGAUCACGACAGGUUUAUGAGGCACUUGCCUGGUAUUCCAGAGUCGCAGCUGACCAAGUCUAUGGGCCCGAUCACCGACAGACAGGCUGAACUGCUCUCCUGGGCUAGUGACAACAAGAAACCACCGGCUGCAGUCACUGGCAUGCCACAGGGUCCUGAUGAUGUUAGGCUGAUUGCCACUGGAACACAUGGACCGAUGUUCACCAGACCAAGCAACCGACCUGUUACAGUACAGAAGCCGGUGGUGGGCGCACGCUUUCCCAAACAGCCAGCAACACUGCCUCCAAUAGAGCCAUUGGCCCAGGCACAUGGCAAAGAUGACAGUAUCCCCAAACCAAAUACUAUCCAGCAGCUUUCAUCACACAAGCAAACACCCAGUGUGUGCCUUCGAACAGAGAAAGCUAAGCAACAGACUGUUGAUGAGCAAGAAGGAAGGACACCAACAGACUAUGGAGAUGCUGAAAGCAUGGACAGUUUCCGCAGCGAUAGCUUGUCUAGCCAUGGCUUGGAGCUAUACAGUGACGACGAGGAAGAUGAAUACUUUGAUGUGUCCGACCUCGUCACGGCUGCGCAAAGUCCGUGUGAAGCCCCUGCCAAGGACACCGAUGUACUUCAACAACAUGGAUUGAAGCUGCAAGAGCACAAACAAGACGAAGGACUUGCGUCCGGAUUUCCCGUGCGAAGAGCACGUAAAGAGGAGCUGCAAGACUUGCAGCAGUUUGCCGAGUGGGCAGAGCGGUUUGGUGGUGGUAUGAAGGGCAUGUCAAUUGCCAGUCUCAUGCAAGACUGCCGAGAAGCACGACAUGAUGAUCACCAUGGUGAUAUGAGCAGCAGGAACAAGCCAUCUGUAACUGCUAGGCGUGCAGCACAGAACGUCGAGAGAAAACUGAGCCAGAAGCAAGAGAACCAGCAGAAACUCAGGGAGAUUGAGCGCAUUCGCAAAGAGCUGAUCUCCAUGCGUCAACGCCAUGCCUUGCAACAACAAGAGGCUGCCAUCCAGCAAGAAGUGAGGAGGUCGAUGAUAUUCCAAGCGGUUGGAGAGCCAAUCACGACCUGUGAGGAUCAAGCGUGCAAACUCUCUACGCACACGGACACCGUGUCAGUUGAGGACUCGGUCAGUCUAGGUAUCAUGUGAUCACACCGCUGCAGCAGCACUGCGGGACACCACACUGCUGCAUACUUGCCAAGCUGAAAUACAGCUCUUCAGUUGCCAUGGUUACCUGCAAUGCAGCAGCAGUGAGAGCUAGACUAAGCAAAAUGCGUGUCUAUUCGAGUCGGUGGUUAUAUAUUUCGAUUCCCACUACGGUACUCAACUUUCGUUCUUACUAAAUUAUACUCUCACUGGUUCAAAACACUGGCCUCUGGUUUUUUUGGCUUUUUCUGCUUUUCUUUAUCUCUCUUUCCUUUUUGCAUACUGUGACAAUCCACAAUUCAGUGGACGAAACAUUUUCCUAUUCUUCUUUCUCUACCUGAAUUACUGCCGUGGACAUGGAAAUCCGGUCGCACGUCUAGUGGCCCAGGGCACUGGCCAUGCAGCCGUGGAUAAGCGGUACAUACAUGCAUUUAUGCGCUGCAGCGUGCUGGUCGUAUUGGAUCAGCAAGUAAGUGCACUGCACGCAGCGUUCUGAACGCGCUGAGGGCGCCGGCCCCGGUCCGGCAAUCGACUGGAUUUCCAUGUCCGCUACAGUAGUUAAAAAAAGCAUUAUCAGUGUAUGUAUUAGUCUUGCAUUUCUCAGUUUAGAUUCUCUUAGCCUAGCUCAAACUUCACGUUUUACUAGUUAACAGUACAUAGCCCAGUUUCGUUGUCACAUGACUUGCUAGAAUCGCUCUGUUGGA
This is a messenger RNA of Sycon ciliatum, 2929 nucleotides long. RefSeq lists its product as uncharacterized. The record is from RefSeq and is a predicted model, not a curated record. The transcript has 9 exons. Lineage: Eukaryota; Metazoa; Porifera; Calcarea; Leucosolenida; Sycettidae. The coding region runs from base 429 to 2228 and encodes 599 amino acids.